AUGGACCCUGUGCUGGACGAUGAUGCCUUCAUAAUGGACAUGCUACGCGGGGAGCUAUGGCUGACGACGCGCACCAGCAAGACGCCGGAUACCAUGACCAUCUGGCCGAUGCCGGUGGACGACGAAGGGGGCCAAGGCCAUUGGGAGCGGCGCUACUCCAUCGUCGGGUACCCGCCUAGCAGUGGUGAUGGCAGCAGCCGGGUCUUGUUCUGGAAUCAACGAGUGCUCUACAGCUAUGAUGUGGCGACCUCGAUGCUGACGACCGUGUGCGAGAUGGAUCGCAUGAGGUACCAGGGUCGAACAGCACGCAAGUGGAAGCAUCUCUUCAAGUUCAAUGUUAGGCUCUACACGGAGUCUCUCGUUCCUCUCACUGCUUAG
Molecule: messenger RNA, 378 nt
Organism: Miscanthus lutarioriparius
Lineage: Eukaryota; Viridiplantae; Streptophyta; Magnoliopsida; Poales; Poaceae
Source: the annotation of a GenBank genome assembly